AUGAUGAUUAACCCACGUUCGUGGAUGUCUGACCUUCCCUCUCAUAUAUCACAGAAGGCCCUUAAUCUGAUAAGCAUUCCAGGUAGUCAUAAUUCAUUUACGUAUUCGAUUACUCAACAUAGUCCUCCUUCUCCUGAUGGUCCUAUUUUUCGUUUGGAUACAUGUUUACCUCGUUCAUUUUUAAGCCGAAUAUUGUAUCCUUGGAGUGUGACACAGUCACUAAGUUUAUUCGAUCAACUGGAAGCUGGGAUUCGAUAUUUUGACUUUCGUAUUUGUGCACGACAAAAAUGUUUGAACAAAUGUAAAAAUGAUGAAUCUGAAUUUUAUUUAGCACACGGACUGUACGCAAACCUGUUAUCUACAGAACUUCAGAGCAUUCUUGGUUUCCUCAAAGCCAAUCCGAGAGAAGUUCUUAUUGUGGAUUGUAAUCAUUUUUAUAAUUUUGAAACUGAUGAACAGGAAUAUUGUUUUGAAUCAACUGUUUUAAAGAUUUUAGAUAAUGUUAUGUUCCCUUAUCAAAAAAAUAUUCCAACAUUAGAAGAACUUUGGAGUGCUAAGCAACAAAUCAUAUUUAUAUCCUGUCAUCGAGAAUCCCCCGAGAAGAUCCACCCAAAAUUUUGGCCUUCUAGUAGCAUAAAAUCAUUUUGGCCGGAAACUGUUGGUCCACGAGCUAUGAUUUCAUUCCUAAAUAACCAUAUUAACUGGUGUUUUCACAUGAAGACCCAUGCUCUCAUUAUUUGUAAGGCUUGGCUUACUUGAUUGCUUUCGAAAUACUGAGCUUCGUGGUGUAGGUGUAUAAGCACCAGCAAUUUCAAGACCAUAUGAGGAGUCUGUUUUUUUCACUGAUUCAUAUUUCAUUCCAUAUGCAUCAACUUCAGGAGGGUUUUCCUCAAUUCAGAACAUAAUGUAAUUGAAAUGUCUCAAACAAUAUUCUAUCUUAUGAAAUAAGGAAUUUUUUAUUUUAAAUGAUUGAUUAAUACAAUGUUAACUAAAGCAACUUUGUUAGAGAUGUGACAUUCACAUGAAAAGAUUUCAAUGAUCGUAGUACCAUAUUUAUACACUGGAUUACUCUCAUAAAUACAGUUUUGGGAAUAAAAUAACAGACGUCCAAUAAAUCCUCAUAAUUUCAGUCACAGUACAUAUUAACCGGCUUUGCUAGAAAAGACUAGCAUAUUUUUUAAUGUUUAUGAAAUAGCUGAGAUUAUGUUUGCAUUCUAAACUAUUCAGAUCAAUUUGCUUCUGGUUCAGCGGGUAGACAACAAGAAUACAAUCAAUAUAAGGUAAUUGCCAAUCUCUUGAAUUGGAAUCCACCAUAGAAAUUAAUUCAUCCCAUGUUUCAUCCAAACGAUAAUCUAAUAUUCUAGGAUGUUUUAUUUCUUUGACAUUUUCUUGAUGUAAAAAAAUUGAAAGAUCUUUUAUGAUUUGUUCACUCAUUUCAACCCACGAAUAAUAAUCAUACUGUUUUAAAAUUGAUUUUUUAUUUAUUAAUUGUUCUUUUGGAUUUAUAGUUUUUUCUCCUGUAGAUGAUAAUGUUAUAGGACGACAAGUAUUCUUUGUGGAACUACAAUUAUACUUUGUAUCAUUUGACAACUGGUCAUUUGUAUUAUUAUUAAUUAACUCCGCAUUCUCUGAAUGUAAAUGAAUAGUAUUAAUGUUAUACACCAAAGAUUUUUUAUAUUCUUUAAUUUCCUGCCUUACUGGUUUAACUUGAUCAAAAAAG
Molecule: messenger RNA, 1720 nt
Organism: Schistosoma guineensis
Lineage: Eukaryota; Metazoa; Platyhelminthes; Trematoda; Strigeidida; Schistosomatidae
Source: the annotation of a GenBank genome assembly